This is a messenger RNA of Hippopotamus amphibius kiboko, 1256 nucleotides long. RefSeq names its product solute carrier family 51 subunit alpha (gene SLC51A). Gene Ontology annotation, molecular function: transporter activity. Gene Ontology annotation, biological process: bile acid and bile salt transport. The coding region runs from base 1 to 1023 and encodes 340 amino acids. Lineage: Eukaryota; Metazoa; Chordata; Mammalia; Artiodactyla; Hippopotamidae. Gene Ontology annotation, cellular component: endoplasmic reticulum membrane; plasma membrane. The record is from RefSeq and is a predicted model, not a curated record. The transcript is spliced from 9 exons.
AUGGAGCCAGGCUGGCCUCAGAUAAAGCUGGAUCCCAGGUACACGGCAGAUCUUCUGGAGGUGCUGAAAACCAAUUACAGCAUUUCCUCUGCCUGCUUCUCUUACCCUCCCACUGCAGCCCAACUUCUGAGAGCACUGGGGCCUGUGGAAAUUUCCCUGACGGCCAUCAUGACCUUGCUUGCCCUGGGCUCCAUCGCCAUCUUCCUGGAGGACGCCGUCUACAUUUACAAGAAUACCCGCUGCCCCAUCAAGAGGAAGACUUUGCUCUGGAGCAGCUCUGCACCCACGAUAGUGCCUGUGUUCUGCUGCUUCGGUCUCUGGAUCCCUCGCGCCCUCACGCUCGUGGAAAUGGCCAUAACCGCGUUUUACGCGGUGUGCUUUUACCUGCUGAUGCAGGUCAUCGUGCAGGGCUUCGGCGGGAAGCAGGCGGUGCUGAGGACGCUGCAGGACACCCCGAUCAGGAUCCACACAGGCCCCUGCUGCUGCUGCUGCCCCUGCUGCCCGCGGCUCACCCUCACCAGGAAAAAGCUUCAGCUGCUGAUGUUUGGCCCCUUCCAGUAUGCCUUCUUCAAGAUAACACUGAGCCUGGCGGGCCUGUUUCUUGUCCCUGACGGCAUCUAUAACCCAGCAGACAUUUCCGAGGAGAGCACCGCUCUGUGGAUCAACACUUUCCUCGGCGUGUCCACCCUGUCAGCUCUGUGGGCCCUUGGCAUUCUCUUCCGUCAAGCCAGGCUGCACCUGGGCGAGCAGAACAUAGGAGCCAAAUUUGCUCUGUUCCAGAUGCUCCUUAUUCUGACUGCCCUGCAGCCUUCCAUCUUCUCAGUCUUGGCCAACGGCGGGCAGAUUGCUUGUUCGCCUCCCUACUCUUCUAAAAUCAGGUCUCAAGUGAUGAACUGCCACCUCCUCAUCCCGGAGAGUUUUCUGAUAACGGUGCUGACGCGAAUAUACUACCGAAGGAAAGACGACAAGGUUGGAUAUGAACCUUUCUCUUCUCCAGACCUGGAUUUGAACCUCCAAGCCUGAGGUGGACGAUGAGAGGGACACUGUACUCAUUAGAUAGGCACAAGAUUUCUUUACUGUUCCUCAAUCUUGACCAAAUGGGGAUGGAUUCCAUGGUCAGCACAAGCUGGCAAAUGACGUACCCUUGACUAGAGAUGAAUGUGAAGUAUGCAACAGUAUGAAAUUGUUUUGGAUCUUGCCUGAGGAAGAUAUCUUAAGUUCUAUAAUAAACAAACAGGAUGGAGUCUGAUGUCCUA